Didymodactylos carnosus is the source of this 483-nucleotide messenger RNA. The record is from the annotation of a GenBank genome assembly. NCBI's taxonomy places the organism in Eukaryota, Metazoa, Rotifera, Eurotatoria, Philodinida, Philodinidae.
AUGAAAUUUCACUUUGGCCAUCAGGUAGUUAUUAAUGCUCCAAUAGACGAUGUAUUUCAUAAAUUAACAUCAAUUGAUUAUCUUGAGCGAGUUAUUUAUUUAUCUGACUUAGCAUCAGACUUUAAAGUUAUUGCGAAGGAAAACGAUUAUGUCUUUAAUUAUCAAUUUUGUGAAAAUGUUUCGUCAUUCUUCGGAUUAAUUAAAAACAAAAUAACAAUUAUUGUCAAACAAACUGCUGAUCCUCAAGCGAAAACAUUAUUAUAUGAAAGUAAUGUUAACAAUGGUAUGGUGACAACUGUCAAACGACGAUCGUUUACAGCGCUGAACGAACAGAAAACACAAGUGAGUGAAACUGUUGAUGGUGAAUGUUCUUUUAUUUACCAACCAUUAGUGAAAACGAAAGGACAUCAAGCACAUUGCGAACACAUGGAAAAAUAUCAUACAUUAUUCGACAGCAUAACAGAAGAAAAGAACAAUAUAUGA